Messenger RNA from Jaculus jaculus (lesser Egyptian jerboa), 1338 nucleotides. It is a transcript of the gene Cimip5, whose product is annotated as chromosome 5 C2orf50 homolog. The record is from RefSeq and is a predicted model, not a curated record. Bases 175 to 630 code for a protein of 151 amino acids. The transcript is spliced from 3 exons. NCBI's taxonomy places the organism in Eukaryota, Metazoa, Chordata, Mammalia, Rodentia, Dipodidae.
ACCGGCAGAACCUCAAAACACAGCUGGGCUCAAAUGAUCUCCCCAGCCUAGAGGGUUUCUGUCCCCAUCGGACACUCCGCGCGGGGUCCGGUGAGGGAACAGUAAGGACCCCCAGACGGGUUCUCCGAGCUGGACGCAGGGGUUCCCCUUGGGGAAAUUCUCUCUGCGUCCUCCAUGGGGAGCCGACCCUCCCCUGGCCCCGAAAGAACUACUUCAGCUGGUUGCCGACCCCCCGUUAUCAGGCCACCAGCCUCGGUCUCCGCGGCUGCCCGUAGUAGUCCAGCUGCAACCAGAGGCUUUGCUGGCGGCUGCCGGGCUCCCGGGGAGGCCCCGGGCGUGCAGCGAGACCAGCUGUGGCGAGAGCUGGUGGCAGCGGAGCAGCGAAGCCAGCGGCGCUGGGCUGAAAACUGGGGUUUCCUGAGAGACUAUGACCCAAUGGGCAAUAAGAAGGAACCAGAGAAGCUACCCACAGAAGUGCCUCUCUUCUCUGACGCAGUCCCGAGCUCCUCCAGCCGGGUGGUGGGCAGCAGGGUAGACACGCCCCUGGGGAGAGCUCUCACCCACAUGGACUUCUUCUUCAUGGAAGGGACUCGGAAGAGAAAGCCAGAGGACGAGCUGCAGCCCGCGUAGCCAGAGGCCUUGGGCCCCCACAGGUGGGUGUGGGUGGAGGGACAUGCUGGGCUGGGACUGGCUCCUUCAGAACUGGCAGCCUUCAGAGGGUGCCCUUGUCCCUGUCCCACACGAGGGAAAGAAGACUCCAGAAACUGUCCAGGGCCACAGAGCCCCAGCUCUUCCAUUUCAGUAAUGUGGUGGGCAUCGAAAAGGAGCCCUGUGUUGGGUCAGAAGCAUGGCAGCUGGGUCCAGUCCUGCCCUCUGCAGUAUAACCUUGGGCAGGUUGCUCAUAGCCUCCAUGUCUCAGUUGUCCUGCCUUCACCCUCAGUCAGCGAAGUCCUAAGUACUCAGCCCGUUACAGGGUUGCUUGCUUAAAGAAAGUCUCAUGGGCCAGACAUGGUGGCUCCUGUCCACAAAUCUAGCACUCGGGAGGCAGAGGUAAGGGAUCAUUGGGAGUUCAAGGCUAGUCUGGUCUACAUGGUGAACUUGAUGCUGGUCAUAGCUACAUAUCAAGAAGGGAAAACUCUAUUUCAAAAUCACCCCCCAAGUCCAAACAAUCAUCAGCAUCAUCAGCAUCCUCACCAUCAUCUCUGGACCCCGAAGAAAGGAAAACCAGGCUAAAGAGAUGGCUUAGUUGUUAAGGCACUUGCCUGAAAAGCCAAAGGAGCCAGGUUCAAUUCCCCAGGACCCAUGUAUGCCAGAUGCACAAGGUGGUGCAUGCACCUG